GAUGUGCCAAUACUCACGGGACGAAUCGGGCCGCUCCGUGUCUCGCCGGACAGGACGGGGUUAAGAACUCUGUGAUGUCAGCGCGCCUGUUAUAAGACCUGGGCUGCGCCGCUGCCCAGCGACCCCUUCCUCCGCAUCAAAGAGCACAGGGGGCUGCACUCCAGGACCCAAGCCCCACUCUGGUUCUCAUGUGCUCUCCUGUGUCUUGUGCCGACUCGCCCUUCGCACAGAUGCAUUGGAGGCUCUUUGCACUUCUGCUCCUUAGGAACUGCGCCUACCCAGCGAUUCCGACUACUCGAAAGCUGAACGCCAGUUCCGAUUUACCAGACGACUGUAAGGGCUGUCUCGAGUGUUCUGGAGAUAAUGGCUGCCUGAAAUGCCCAGAGAAGCUCUUCUUAUACAUUCAAAGAGAGGGGAUGCGUCAGCAUGGAUCCUGCGUGCACGCCUGUCCACCAGGCCACUAUGGGGUCAGAGGUCAAGAUGUGAAUAGAUGCAUACGCUGCAAGACCUCCAACUGUGAGAGCUGCUUCAGUAAAGAUUUCUGCAUGAAAUGUAAAGGGGGUUUUCAUCUGUUUAAGGGGAAAUGUCUGGUAAUGUGUCCAGAAGGUACUUCACCACAUUUGUCUGAAUGUGUUGAAGGUUGCCAGGCGGGAAAGUGGAGCGAUUGGGGUAUUUGCACAAAAAAUGGACAGACAUGUGGCUUCCGAUGGGGAAUGCAAGAGCGGACUAAAGGCCCCCAAGAGGGGCUGGGAGAAGAAUCACCUAAAUGCACCCAUGUCUCAGAGAGCAGGCGCUGCAGGAUGAAGAAACGUUGUCCUGGAGAUAAAAUUAAGACAGAAAAUAAAAAUAAAGGCAAGAAAGGAAAGCAACCAAAGAAGAUGCCAAGGAACUCAAUGGCCACCGAACCACCCGGAGGAUCUUAAAGCUCUCUGCUAUGGCAGAUGGACACAGAGAUGCACCGCUGGGCUGCAGACAGAGAAAUGUACUUGAAAUGUGUUUUUCUUAUGUUUUUUUUUUUUCCUUGGUUAAAAUUAUCUUUUUUUAUUGUUUUUAAAGAUAUUGUGAUGCAAGAGACUCAGUAUUCCAUGAACUCAAAAUUGAAUUAAUUUCAAACUAACUUCAGACUUGCAGUUUGUGCUUGGCUAACUUUAUAUUACACAAGUUAUUUAUCUAAAUGCAGCUUCACAAUACAAUACUGCUAGGGACAAACCAGUUACAACAAAGGAAGAUCCUG
Erpetoichthys calabaricus (reedfish) is the source of this 1234-nucleotide messenger RNA. It is a transcript of the gene rspo4, whose product is annotated as R-spondin 4. NCBI's taxonomy places the organism in Eukaryota, Metazoa, Chordata, Cladistia, Polypteriformes, Polypteridae. The record is from RefSeq and is a predicted model, not a curated record. The transcript has 5 exons. Bases 189 to 923 code for a protein of 244 amino acids.